Rotaria sordida is the source of this 780-nucleotide messenger RNA. NCBI's taxonomy places the organism in Eukaryota, Metazoa, Rotifera, Eurotatoria, Philodinida, Philodinidae. The record is from the annotation of a GenBank genome assembly.
AUGUCACAAAUUCCACCUGUUAUUAUUUUAGAUGGAACAAAUAUAAGUUAUUCAUCUGAAUGUUCUCCACCAAAGGAAGAAUCUAGUCAAGUGGCAUUAAUAUCUUCAUCAAUAACAUUGCCAGUAGGUCCACGACAGCAAUUAAAUAAUAUCUCAUCACAAACAUGUAAUACAUCAUCGAAUAUCUCAGGAACUACUUAUUAUUUUAAUGAAACAAAUUCUUCUGACAAACAAACAGAUAUUGUAAAUCUUCCAAAUAAUGAAUCAUCAAAUAUAAAAAUGUUUGUAGUAUCAUCUCCAUCACAUAGUAAUGAUAUAUCAUUUGAAGAAAAUAAAUCAAUAUUAAAUGAAUCAACAGAUAAAGUUAAUUUAUCAUCAUUAUCAUAUCUUCAAACUAAACAUCGUAAAAUUGAUCAUAGAAGAAAUAAAAGUGAACCAGUUAUAAAUGCAAAUUUAGUAGAUUUAUCAUCAAUUAAUUCAUAUCCACGAACAACAAUACUUGAAUCAUCAUCAACAAGUACAACAAGUAAUGAAUCAGCAAUAACAAAUAAUAGUUCUUAUGAAAAAAAACGAAAAUCUUCAAAAAAAAUCAAUUCACCAUCAAUAAAUAUGAAGAAAAGAAAUGAAAAUAAUAUUUCUUCUCCAACACAAGAGAAAUCUUCUUCGUCAUCAUCAGCAACAAAAAAGAAGAAACCAUGGUAUAAUGUAAGUUAUUACGAGUUUUUUGUUUUUUUCAAAACAAAAUUUCAACUUUUUAUUUGUAAAUAUAUUUCAAUAUAA